Osmerus eperlanus (European smelt) is the source of this 3258-nucleotide messenger RNA. RefSeq names its product proteoglycan 4b (gene prg4b). The record is from RefSeq and is a predicted model, not a curated record. The transcript has 15 exons. NCBI's taxonomy places the organism in Eukaryota, Metazoa, Chordata, Actinopteri, Osmeriformes, Osmeridae. Bases 213 to 2657 code for a protein of 814 amino acids.
CUUAAAAAUGUGAGGGGGCGAAUGUGCAGUCCAUCGUUGCCACCCAAGAGCGUAGGAGGACGUUUCCGAGAUCACCUAAUUGGACUGGACCGCUGAUAAACUGGAAACAUUUCUCAAUACAAACACACUCCUUAUAAAAGCAUACAUCCAGUUUUCUAAAGAUUCAAGACGAUUUGGACAGGGAUUUUCUCUCUCAAGGUUCAUAAGUGAAGAUGACUGUCUCAGUGCUUUCUGUCAUACUUCUACUGACCUGUGCCGUACCAUCAAGUGUCGCUCAGUCAAGCUGCAGUGGAAGAUGCGGAGAGGAAUACUACAGAGGUUUUCUGUGCCACUGUGACUACGAAUGUGUAGUUCACGACGAGUGCUGUAAAGACUACAUAUCCCAGUGCACCACCAAGGACUCAUGCAAAGGACGUUGUGGAGAGCCGUUCAAGAGAGGCAGAGGUUGUACCUGUGAUGCUGACUGUCAGCAGUACAACCAGUGCUGCCCAGACUUCAAGAACAACUGUGAUCCAGGCAAGCCCCCCCAUUGGUCCCCUCACGGUAUGUGCACGCAAGGCAGCUGCAUGAAAGCAUCAGUUUAUCGUUCACUCAUCUCUGUUUUGGUAACUACCACAGAAUCAAGCAAAGGACCAGCCAGUACACCAGCGAAGACUAGUUCAUGCGAUAACGUAAACGAUAACAAACCAACAGAUUUUCAGACUCAACCAGCCGAACAGCCGGAGGAGACUCCCAUCAACAGCGACUUGGAAGAGGACCAAGAUUUACCUGAGAGUGAAUUCAGUCCACUAACCCCAGAAUCCCCACAGGAUCCCUAUGACGAUGUGAUAGGUGAGACCUACCCAAACAUCCCUACCGACACAGGGCUGGAGGUCCCCCCUAUCCCAGAAGCCUCUAGUGGAUACGAACCCUCCCUCUCUGACCUGCCUGAGCCUGUGCCCUCUGACCCCUCCAUGACCCUGACCACCGCCUCGGUUGACAGUCAGGAUGACCCUGAGCAAGAAGCCACUGCAGAGGACACCGACACAGCCCUCCCUGGGGACCAGGAGGGAGACACCGGUCCCUCCGACGGUCCUCCCACACAGACCGUCCCCGGCGGUGAAGCAGACUCUCCCAGUGAUCUCGAGGGACAGCCUGAUUCCAGUCCGAGCCCACCCACGCCUGAGCCCACUCUCCCUGGAUCCCCCUCCGCUCAGCCCAGCUCAGAGGCCCAGACGACUUCCCCUGCCGAGAGCGACGCCCAGCCUGACGGACAGGGCGAACCACAGCCUGAGACCCAGGAUGUGGACAACGAAUCUCUUACUAAUGGCUCUGAGAGCCCUGUGCCCGACCCAGAAAGUGCAGGUGACCUGACCACCACCACAGCCUCUCCACCAACCUCUGCAGGCCCCACCAAGAACCCACCGUCCCCAGACGACUCAGAGCCUACCCCUGCUUCUCCAGACAGCACCGCCCCCUCCACCAACCCGCUUGUCCCUGAGGCUACCACCCCGGCCUCAGAGCAGGACGCCUCAAACGAUGCCUCGACAGCCACAAUCGUCUCUCCCUCUGAACCUCAGGUUUCCAAGGGAACCUCCAGCACUCCAGUGUCUGAGGACGACCCUGAGCCUAAACCCAGUUCAGAGGCUGAAGGUGACAUCUCUGAUAUUUCUGACCCCAAAGCUCAAGAAGAAUCCAUGAAUCCAACACCGGCAACCUCGGUAAAGGAAGAGGAUGAUGCAGCUGUAGAGGAAACUUCCACAGACCGCAUGAAGCUCACACCAACCCCAGCCAAACCAACCCCAGCCAAACCAGCCCCAACCAAACCAGCCCCAACCAAACCAGCCCCAACCAAACCCACCUCAAAACCAAAGCCCAAACCAACCAAGCCCAGCUCUGACCUCGCACAGGCUCUGGGCACAUAUAACCCCAGAGAUUACCAGUCAGAUGACAACAACAACACCAACCUCUGCACCGGACGCCCGGCAGGUGCCACCACCACGCUGAGGAACGGCACCAUCGUGGUGUUCCGAGGACACUAUUUCUGGGUGCUGGACAGCUUCAGAAACCCAGGUCCAGCCCGAGGGAUCACAGACGUGUGGGGUGUCCCCUCUCCCAUCGACACAGUCUUCACGCGCUGCAACUGCCAAGGCAAGACCUACAUCCUGAAGGGACCUCAGUACUGGAGGUUUGAGAACGGCAUGGUGGACCAAGGAUACCCUAAGCUGGUCAGCACGGGCUUCGACGGGCUUCAAGGCCAGAUCACCGCUGCCCUAUCGGUGCCUGAGUACCGCAGGAGAGGAGAAGCUGUUUACUUUUUCAAAAGCGGGGGAUUGGUCCAAAGGUAUUCUUAUAAGCAGGGCACCAGUCCAACCUGUGGGAAGAAGGUCCACUAUGCUGUGUACACGGCACGCAACCGGGUUGCCAGACAAGCAGCUUCUCCUCUGGGGCCGGCCAUCAACAUCCGUGUGACCUGGAAGGGCUUCCCCUCGACCGUGACCUCCGCCGUGUCCAUCCCCAAUCGCCGCUUAGCCGAGGGCUACAGCUACUACGUCUUCUCACGGUCCAAAUACUAUAAUGUGAAGAUGGAAGAUCGUCCUGUUCUGGCUACACCCAUGAGCAUAUCUCCAAAGAAGAACUCAGCAAAGGACUUCUUCAACUGUCCAAAGACAGUCUGACAACUCCAAACAAACUUGUGCCACAAACUGUCACAGAUUUCCAAACUUUAUUAGCAUUGUCCAUAAAACAAAUGGCUUACACCAGAACUGCUUUCGCAAACCUUACAAGUACAAAACCUAGGAUUCAGAUCGAGGAGAUCACACACACAUAUCAUAGGGACUAAUGAUAACCAGCGUCAUAGAAUCAGAGGCCAUACAAGACUGCUCCAGUGAUUAAAAAAGUAUUUUGAGAUGGCAUUAUGAAGAACACAAUUUCCUAUAUUGUUGAUCUCAAAUAUGUACACUACAUAGCUCAGGACGUCUGCCUUCCUAGACUAAAAGUCGACUGUUAGGGUCAUAUUCGAUGACUUUUGUUUCUAUGACAAUGCCACGAAUACAGGAAUGAUGUUGAAGUGUCUGAUUGGUGCUUUAUCUGGCGAAUCGUCUCCCAUGGACACCUCGAGACAGCAACGUCUGACCUGGAGAAACCAAACGACAAGAAAAAUCAGAACCCGCUGUACCAGUGUACAGUGCCUGUAUACAUGUGUCACUGUGUUUCAGAUGACUUUUUUAAUGUUCUGUAUUCUUCAUUUAAAUAAAAAUGUAUAAUGAGAAGUAUGAA